AUGCCUCCACCAGCUGAGCAAAGACCCCUACGAAGAAGUCGAAGCCGAAGCCCCGAGACAUCCUCUCGAUAUCAGACUCGAAGGCGAACUUAUGGAAGACAAACAUACGAGGAGAGAAAGGAUGGGCGGACUGGGCGCGUGAGAGUGGUGAUUGACCUAACUUCUUCUCCCGACCCAGAAGCUAUGCCCGACCCCGGAUGUGAUCACCAUGUUGGAGCUGGUAGUCAGACAUCGAUAUGGUCAACUUUAGAUCAUAUGCUACCUACCCCCCAAAACAUCUCUACUCCUAGGGAGAAAACGACCCUUUUUGGGGCGAUUGGGGUUCCCAAGCAGUCUUUAUGGAAUAAAAAUCCACUCCAGCAGCAAACUGACUCUACCGCCAGCAGCAAUUUAGGAAUACACGGCAUAGCGGCCGCUCUCCUAGCAUCCCCAUCGAGACGGACCGAUCUACUCCAAAGCGUAUUUUCCGGGGCAUUUGGAACCCCCCUGCAGCCUUGCUCGAUCAGUAAACCUCUUCAGAAACCGACUGUUCCCCCUCUCGAGACAGAAUCAGGGAUCGGUGCCAUAACGGCUGCUUUCCAGGCAUCACCAUCGAAGCGUGACGCUAUACUCCAGAAGACUUUCUCCAGGGUAUUCAGAACUCCCAUACAGUCUGGCAUGACCAAUAGUCUACCCAGGAAACUCGUUAUCAAUCUGACAGGCGAUGAUACUGAUACCUACUCUGAUGCCGGGUCUGCAUCAUCUCUGCCACCUGUCGCUGAUAACAUCAGCCGACGUACUCGGUCAUUCACCAAGAACUCCGACCUCUUCGAUGUUGCCAAUAUCAGCCGUCCGGCUCAGUCUACCAAGAACCCAGACCCCUUCUAUGGGACGGUGGUGAUAGAUCGGAAUCGCUAUUCUGCGAAGAAACUAGCGCAGGAAAUACACAGUACCCCUCUGUCCUACGAUGGUACCUACAAUUACAUCUUUUGGACAGAUGGUUCCGUUCUGAAUUGCGGAACUGCAGGUGCGGCAGCGGUGUGGCUCAACCCUAAUAGGCAGCAGUGGCAUUCGGUGACAGAAAAGGCGAAGUCUCAAACAAAAAGUUCUGAAAUUGCAGAGUUAAUGGGAAUCGAGAUAGCCUUGUCACAGGCAUCGACCUUUAUUGAACGAUUCCAGCAGUCUGACCCGUACGUCCUCAAGCACCGACAUAUGGUUUACGUUUUCAGUAAUUCCUCCGGUUCUUUGGAGAUGAUUAAAAGAGCACACCUUACUCCACUAGGUAGACAAGUGGAAAGGCAACCUUUGCUCAAAAAAAUCCUUGAAAACAGCAUAGCGCUGCGGCGAGUGAGUGCUCAAGUGGAGCUUCAUUGGAUUCCCGGCCACUCUGGAAUCACUGGCAAUGUGAUAGCCGACAACCAGGCCAGAAAAGCUGCCAAUAGCAACAAACUUGGGAAACAGGUAUCUUUGGGUCCAAUUGCGCAUUUCAGCAAGCCCUCUGGGCCCGAGGAAUGUUACCAAACUCUUGAAGCAUACGAGUGUAAUGGUGCAUAUUGA
This is a messenger RNA of Penicillium odoratum, 1536 nucleotides long. RefSeq names its product ribonuclease H family protein. Bases 1 to 1536 code for a protein of 511 amino acids. Lineage: Eukaryota; Fungi; Ascomycota; Eurotiomycetes; Eurotiales; Aspergillaceae. The record is from RefSeq and is a predicted model, not a curated record. Gene Ontology annotation, molecular function: nucleic acid binding; RNA-DNA hybrid ribonuclease activity. The transcript has a single exon.